Molecule: messenger RNA, 720 nt
Organism: Ilex paraguariensis (yerba mate)
Lineage: Eukaryota; Viridiplantae; Streptophyta; Magnoliopsida; Aquifoliales; Aquifoliaceae
Source: the annotation of a GenBank genome assembly
AUGCGAUCUCGCCAGUCCCACGUCAAUGACACUCUUCUCCGCAUCGACGCCAACGUAGAGAGAGGUAAUUGCAUUAAUGGCGUUAAGAAAGCUCUCCAAACUGAAGAUUUUGAAUUGGCUGCUAAAUACAUCCAAACCUUCCUCCAGAUCGAUGCCAAAUACAGAGAUUCUGGUUCGAAUCAUAGAGAACUGUUGCUAGCAUCCAAGAAACAGCUAGAAGGAAUUGUCAAGAAGAGGUUAUCGGCUGCUGUGGAUCAGCGGGACCACCCGGCAAUCCUUCGGUUCAUUAGAUUAUACUCUCCUUUUGGUUUGGAGGAAGAAGGAUUGCAAGUGUACAUAAGUUAUUGGAAGAAAUUGGGUGAGGACUACACUGAUUAUAUGGUGUCCAAGAUAAGGGGUUUGAGUUCAGUUGAUCCGGAAUUGUUUCCCCAAGCAACCAGAGCUUUUAGGAGCGGAAAUUUUAGUAAAGUUGUUCAGGACAUUAUGGGUUAUUAUGUGAUUUUGGAGGGGUUCUUCAUGGUGGAACAUGUGAGGAAGGUUAUUCGCAUUGAUAAGCAUGUACUUGACAGCCUCACAACGUCCAUGGUGGAUGAUAUGUUCUAUGUUCUACAGAGUUGUUAUAGGAGGUCGAUAUCCACUUCUAAUAUUAACUCAGUGAUUGCAGUACUGAGCAGUGUUGUGAGUUUGUUGGGUGGCGAGUAUAAUGAAGCGUUGCAGUAG